CCUUCCUCUUUUUCUUUCAUAAUUUCAUUCCGUUCGAACCAAACGGCCCUAAGAAUUGCGUGCAAAACCGCCGGACGGAGAGAGUAUCUUAUUUGCUCCUGAAAAUCUAAUUAUCAUUAAUUGUUGUGAAACCGUUUCACUUUCAACGGGUCCAUCAACCCCAUCUGUAGCAAUUAAUUAUAGCAAUUUUUAGUCCAUCUUCCGUGCUUGCAUACAACUCUCACUCACAGGCCUAACUUGAACGGCUUAACUGUACUGCAAGAGAAAGGGGCAAUUCAAAGAAGAUGGAAUGGUGCUUGACUAUGCCCAAGAUUGAAUUACAUGCUCACCUCAAUGGCUCCAUUAGAGACUCUACUCUUCUCGGACUUGCUAAAGCAUUGGGUGAUGAGGGAAAGAUAGUUUUCUCAGAAUUUGAGCAUGUCAUUUUAAAACAUGAUCGUUCACUUCGAGAAGUUUUUAAACUUUUUGACCUAAUCCAUCUGGUGACUACUGACCACGAGAUUGUGUCAAGAAUCACUAAAGAAGUUGUUGAAGAUUUUGCUGCGGAGAAUGUUGUCUAUUUGGAGUUGAGAACAACUCCAAAGAGAAAUGAUUUGAUAGGCAUGAGCAAGCGAUCUUACACUGAAGCUGUUGUGAACGGUCUAAGGGCUGUAAGAACUGUCGACGUUGAUUUUUCUUCUUGUACCGCAGGGGGUCCUCCUACUCCUGAUUGUAGAAAUAAUUCAUGUGCUGGAACUGCAAAAAAGAAAAUAUAUGUCAGGCUUCUUCUCAGCAUAGAUCGUCGUGAGAGCACUGAAGCUGCUAUAGAAACUGUCAAGCUAGCACUUGAUAUGAGAAAUUUGGGAGUGAUGGGAGUUGACCUUUCUGGCAAUCCUAUCAUUGGUGAAUGGGGAACAUUUUUGCCAGCUUUAAAAUUUGCUCGGGAACAAGGUCUCCCAGUUACUCUUCAUUGUGGUGAGGUACCCAAUAUGGAGGAAAUCCAAGGAAUGCUUGACUUUAUUCCUGAAAGAAUUGGACACGCUUGUUUUUUUGGAGAGGAAGAGUGGAAAAAGUUGAAAUCUACAAAAAUCCCAGUUGAGAUUUGUUUGACAUCCAACAUCCAAACUAACUCAAUUUCUUCCUUGGAAGUUCAUCAUUUUGAGGAUUUGUACAGGUCCAAACAUCCCAUAGUCCUCUGUACAGAUGAUGCAGGAGUGUUCUCCACCAGUCUUUCCAAGGAGUACAGUCUCGCAUCGUCAGCAUUCGGUAAGUAUUGGUAAAAAGGAGAUGUUUCACUUAGCAAGGAAUGCUAUAGACUUUAUAUUUGCUGGAGAUGGAGUCAAAAAGGCAUUGACACACACGUUUGAUUCUGCUGCAAAAAAGCUUGAUUUAUGAGAAGUACUUGUGAUUUAUGGCAUAAUUUGGCACCUCCAAGGGGUUGGUGUUAAAUAAUCUAAUUCAUGUGCAAGGUGACGAUACUUCUAUUUGUCACUAGGCCAACUAUCUUUUACAUGCAUGUAUGGCAUUUGGUCUGAAGAAUCAAGUUCUCUCUAGCCUUUUAAGUUUUA
This is a messenger RNA of Daucus carota subsp. sativus, 1547 nucleotides long. RefSeq names its product N6-mAMP deaminase. Gene Ontology annotation, molecular function: adenosine deaminase activity. Gene Ontology annotation, biological process: inosine biosynthetic process; adenosine catabolic process. The record is from RefSeq and is a predicted model, not a curated record. NCBI's taxonomy places the organism in Eukaryota, Viridiplantae, Streptophyta, Magnoliopsida, Apiales, Apiaceae. The transcript has 11 exons. The coding region runs from base 285 to 1259 and encodes 324 amino acids.